CAGAGGAUUUGUCGGAUGAGCUGGACGAGGAAAACAACUAUUCCUCCGAGUUAGCACAACGGCUGGCCACGCCCUCCGCCUCCACACUCCAGCCAAGUCAGUGCCAUGGUUGCUUCCACCGAACGUGUCCGUGCUUGGUUUGAGCUGGCACAGUCUUGCAUGUCAGAGGAUAGUUGGAAGGUGGCAACUGAGAUUCCAGAUGCUUCGUUGUCUCAUCGAAGCUCUCCUUUGGGGGGCCAUUUGGUCAAGUUCGAAUUCAGGAAUGUCUUUGUGAACAAUGCUCCUGCAAAUCCCUCGGAUUUGCUGGUCAGGCCGGAAGUUCGAGGGCAGUAUGGCCACUUAGCCAAGAAUGAGGCACACAUCUCGCUGCUUGAGACUCUUGUACCGGGCGAGGCCCUUUUAGAGCAUACGUCCUACAAGUUCUGGUCCUUGCGGCUGACAUCAGUGCUCUUUGGCAACUUUGCAGGUCCCUUCACAAACUCCUUCUUUUACAACUUGGGACCCGCCCUGACACGUGUGCGUUUGUGCCGUGAGUAUCCAGGGCCUGGUGACUGCACAUAUGCAUGCUUUCAGGCCAUGGGUGGAUCAUGGGAGGACUUUAUGAUGAUUUCUCGCAACGAGGGCGAGCGCGAGUUCUUUCGAAUUGUAUUGGUGUUUAGCACCCCCGAGGACAAGUGGGCACAUUGGGCCUCACCGCUCUUCCCAACUAUGACAGGGCUGGUCCAGAAAGGAGUCAAGUGGUUCAUGAAUCGUGUUGGCGUGCAGGAGAUGCGUGCUCUAAACCAGAAGAUGUAUGUAGCCUUGUGCUUGAGAAAUUUCCAUCGUGGACCACCCAUGUUUCCACAUUUGUCAGAGUGUGGGAAGCCCGAUGUGACCAUUUCCAGUGGCGAACGCCUUGGCUUGACCUAUUGGUCCCGAUGGCGCAAUUGCUCAGACGGCAAGUUCCACUUGGCAAAGUACUUGCGAUGCUUCCUGAAUUGGCUGGGCCACAAUCUUCAGACGCAUGAGUGCUUGGAUGGCCGGCAGUUGGUGCCAUACCAAUGUGUGUUGCUACGCCAGGACUGGGAGAAAGUGAAGGAUCUGGUCAUGGACGCCUUCCGCCUCCAGAAAGCCGCCUACCGUCGGGCGAACGGUGGGACCUCAGCACCCGGCAUCUUGGAAGUGGCUUCACCACACUUCAUUGGACAGGCCCUUAGCCACGGGGAGUUGAACCGGAAAUCGCUGCCAGAGGGCCCGCGGGGCCCCAAGAUGGUGAUUCGGAAUACCUUCUUUGAGGUAUACGAGGGUUCACCAACAGAGUGUCCUUCAAUGAGGCGGAGCAAGAGUUGCUCAAACAGUGAAAUGAUUUUCUAAUCCACCAGCUUCUGCAACCCAAAUGUACAGAGCACGAUGGGCUCUACAGUGAUGGCCUCGCUCUUGCAUUUCCCACCCGCUUGCAGCAGUCGGCCUUGGCACAGUGACCUUUGUGGAGCAGUCCGUCGUCAGUCAAUGGAACUGCAAAAUGAAAGUCACGCGUGUACAGCAGUCCCGACUGCCACUGCCAUCCCGAUGCUGCAAGUUGUGAAGACUAGCAGACAGUUUUUGAACAAAAA
This is a messenger RNA of Durusdinium trenchii, 1592 nucleotides long. NCBI's taxonomy places the organism in Eukaryota, Dinophyceae, Suessiales, Symbiodiniaceae. The record is from the annotation of a GenBank genome assembly.